Molecule: messenger RNA, 2669 nt
Organism: Peromyscus maniculatus bairdii (prairie deer mouse)
Lineage: Eukaryota; Metazoa; Chordata; Mammalia; Rodentia; Cricetidae
Gene: Slc5a12
Product: solute carrier family 5 member 12
Biological process (GO): sodium ion transport; transmembrane transport
Cellular component (GO): extracellular exosome; membrane
Molecular function (GO): symporter activity; lactate transmembrane transporter activity
Source: RefSeq, a predicted model, not a curated record
CAGAACACAUCUGAAGUCCUUCUCUGGCAUGUGGUUUAGGAGAGGAGCAGACAACUUGUGACAAGAAUCAGAUUUAUAUUUCUAAUUUUUCCCCCUUGGUACUAGUACCACCAUCAAUUAUUUUCACAGUCAGCUUUUGAGAACUUUGAGGAUAAUUAGCAUCUGGAUAUUUACACAUGUAUAGGUGAGCCUUAAACUCUUCAGAGAAUCACAUUCUUCCCUCUGGAAAGAGCAUUUGUUGUGGGAAACAUCUCCCUGAGCCCUGCUUGAAAGAGACUCCUGUGUUCACUUCUGAGCAAUGGAGGUGAAGAACUUCGAAGCUUGGGAUUAUGUUGUAUUUGCAGGCCUCUUCGUCAUCUCCUCUGGAAUUGGUGUCUUCUUUGCCAUAAAGGAGAGAAAGAAAGCAACAUCUCGGGAAUUCUUGGUAGGAGGGAGACAAAUGAGCUUUGGCCCUGUAGCCUUGUCUCUGACAGCCAGCUUCAUGUCAGCUGUCACUGUCCUGGGGACUCCUGCUGAAGUCUACCGCUUCGGAGCAUCCUUCUUCCUUUUCAUCAUUUCGUAUGCCUUUGUGGUCCUCUGCACAUCUGAACUCUUUCUUCCCGUGUUCUACAGAUCUGGCAUCACAAGCACCUAUGAGUACUUACAGUUACGAUUCAACAAAAUAGUUCGCUAUGCAGCAACGGUCAUCUACAUUGUGCAGACGAUUCUCUACACAGGAGUCGUGGUCUACGCCCCUGCUCUGGCUCUCAAUCAAGUGACUGGGUUUGAUCUCUGGGGCUCUGUGUUUGCAACAGGAAUCGUUUGCACAUUCUACUGUAGUUUGGGAGGUUUAAAAGCAGUGGUGUGGACAGAUGCAUUUCAGAUGGUUGUCAUGAUUGUGGGCUUCUUAACAGUUCUCAUUCAAGGAUCAAAUCAUGCUGGUGGGUUCCACAAUGUAUUAGAGCAAGCAAGAAAUGGAUCCCGGAUGAAUGUAGUUGACUUUGAUGUAGAUCCCCUCAGACGGCACACAUUUUGGACAAUUACAGUAGGAGGAACUUUUACUUGGCUUGGAAUCUAUGGAGUGAACCAAUCAACUAUCCAGAGAUGCAUCUCUUGCAAAACAGAAAAGCAUGCUAAGCUUGCCUUGUACUUCAACUUGUUGGGUCUCUGGUUGAUUGUGGUGUGCGCUGUCUUCUCUGGUUUGAUCAUGUACUCUAACUUCAAAGACUGCGACCCUUGGACUUCUGGAGUUAUUUCAGCACCAGACCAGUUGAUGCCAUAUUUUGUCAUGGAGAUUUUUGCCACUAUGCCAGGGCUGCCGGGACUUUUUGUGGCUUGUGCCUUUAGUGGAACUCUGAGCACAGUGGCUGCCAGCAUCAAUGCCUUAGCAACAGUGACCUUUGAGGAUUUUGUCAAGAGCUGUUUUCCACAUCUCUCCGACAAGAUGAGUACCUGGAUCAGUAAAGGCUUAUGUCUCUUGUUUGGCAUUAUGUGUACCUCCAUGGCUGUGGUUGCAUCCUUCAUGGGGAGUGUUGUGCAGGCUGCCCUCAGCAUCCUUGGCAUGUGUGGGGGACCGAUGCUAGGUUUAUUCUCUCUAGGUAUCCUGUUUCCUUUUGUGAACUGGAAGGGUGCUCUAGGAGGCCUCCUUACUGGAAUCACGUUGUCAUUUUGGGUUGCCAUCGGGGCUUUCAUUUACCCUGCACCAGACUCUAAGACAUUACCUUUACCUCUAUCAACAGAAAAGUGUGUACAAUUAAAUAUAACAACAACAGUAGGACCGCAGCUUUCCAACAGACCUGUGCUAGCAGACACAUGGUACUCCCUCUCCUACCUUUACUAUAGUGCCUUGGGCUUCCUGGGAUGCGUAGCUGCUGGAAUAAUCAUCAGCUUCUUGACAGGCAAACAAAGUGGCAAAGAUAUUGACCCACUUUUAAUAAGACCAGUUUGCAAUUUAUUUUGCUUUUGGUCUAAGAAAUACAAAACUCUCUGCUGGUGUGGAGUUCAGCAUGACCAGGAAACAGAGCAGGAUUACCUUGACAGUGGCAGUGCCUGGAAACAGGGGGUUGAAUCUGCCCUACAGAAUGGACUCAAGCAAGAAAGUCUGGCCCAGAUUCCAGGCUAUAACCCCACGGACAAAAGCUACAGCAACAGUGUUCAGGAGAAGACCACUCAUUUCUAGAACAAUACAUGCAACUGAUAAUAUAUUCAUACACACACACACACACACACAUACACAGAGUACUCUAUGCUACUUUUUCCUGUCAUAGAAUUGUGUACAGAUUCUUUUCAGAAAACUAAGAUGCCCAAUACCUAUUUAUACUUAUUUAUAGAGAUGACAAGACUGUUUCUCAGGAUAUUCUUUGGAAAGUCCCAAAUUCAUUUGAGAAAAAUCAGCCAAGGCCCCAAGUGCCUGAUGCUACAUAACUAAGUCAGGACUGAGUUUAAUCAUAAUGCAAGGAGUAAAACUCUUUUUGCUUCUUGUCAGGUUAAAUCUCAGGGUUUGUUGUUUAUUUGCAGGUUUAUGUUUGGUUUUGGUGCUGAGAAUUAAGCAUAGGACCUUGUUCCUAUAAAAUGUCUGACUAAAAUGUUGUGCCUGUCCAAAAACCAUGUUCCACAGUAUUACAUCAGUAUGUCAAAGGUGUUUUACUUAAUAGAAUUGCAUUACAAAGGUGCUGUACAGAAAUAGAACU